AUGAAAUCUCUUAUUUGUCUUUUGACUCUAUCGUCUUUGUAUUUGACGGCAACGUCUUCACGUCUCUCUCAUCAUCGCUUAGAACAUAAAACGCCGAAAGAUUUCAACGAAGAUAUCGUAAAGACGGUAGUGGUUGGUCAGAAUGGUUCAUCUGAUUUCAAAACCAUCCAAGCAGCCAUCGACUCCAUUCCUUCUGGUAACGAUAAAUGGAUUAAGAUUAGUCUUCAAAACGGAAUCUACAAUGAAAAGAUAAUAAUUCCUAGCGAGAAACAAAAGAUUGUAAUGCAGGGAAACGAUGCAUCAAAAGUGAUAGUUCAAUAUAACGAUGCAGGCCAAUCCAAUGGUAGUGGUCCGGUCAUUGUUUACGCUCAAUACUUCGUCGCUAUCAAUAUUACAUUCAAGAAUUCUUAUGACCCGAUAACAUCAGUAGGCGUACCAUAUAAAGAGAUAAAGGUAGCACCAUCAAUUAUACUAAUGGCGGACAAGGCAUGGUUCUAUGGCUGCAGCUUCAUCAGUGUCCAAGACACACUCGCUGACUUAGUCGGCCGCCACUUAUUCCAAAACUGUUACAUCGAAGGAGCCAUCGAUUUCAUAUGGGGAGGAGGCCAGUCUAUAUACAAAAAAUGUUUGAUAUACGUUAAGGGAAUGAAAACAAAUAAAAUGAAGGAUUACGAAGGAGGAAUAUUACCAGGAUUCAUUACAGCUCAAGGGAGGGCAAGUGAGCAAGACACAAGUGGAUUUGUGUUCAAAUAUUGCGUGAUUACAGGAGAUGGUAUGGCAUCUUUGGGAAGAGCUUACAGAGGCUACUCUAGAGUUUUGUUUUAUAAAACAAGCAUGUCCAAUAUUAUUGUUCCUCAAGGAUGGGAUGCUUGGUUCUAUAAAGGCCAAGAGGAUAAAAUUACAUUUGCGGAGGUAGGUUGCAUAGGAGAAGGAGCAAAUAAGCAAGGAAGAGUUGGAUGGGAGAAGAGCCUUUCUGCUAAGGAUGUUGCUUUUCUUACAAGCACUAGAAAAUUCAUUGAUGGAGAUGGUUGGAUGGCCACUCUUCCUUCUUCUCUCGUCUCUUUAGAUUCACCCUUUCCGAUUUAUUAUUAA
Molecule: messenger RNA, 1092 nt
Organism: Microthlaspi erraticum
Lineage: Eukaryota; Viridiplantae; Streptophyta; Magnoliopsida; Brassicales; Brassicaceae
Source: the annotation of a GenBank genome assembly